Messenger RNA from Lasiodiplodia theobromae, 2163 nucleotides. RefSeq lists its product as uncharacterized. NCBI's taxonomy places the organism in Eukaryota, Fungi, Ascomycota, Dothideomycetes, Botryosphaeriales, Botryosphaeriaceae. The coding region runs from base 1 to 2163 and encodes 720 amino acids. Gene Ontology annotation, molecular function: ATP binding; ATP hydrolysis activity. The transcript has 6 exons. The record is from RefSeq and is a predicted model, not a curated record.
AUGAGCGUUCAGGAUUACAAGGAGGGUUUGAUUUCCUCCGACAACGAUGUACAUCACGUUGGUACAGACGUCCAACAGAGUGGUCCAGGGACGCAGGCCACGCAAGAUGUGCCACGUAAAGGAUUCAGGGACAUUACCGUCAUCCAGACGAAUGACAUGAUGGGUGGCGACGAGGAGAUAAAGUUGACGAGUGAGUACUAUUGGCCGCAAAGUAAGAGGAGGAAGAAGAAGCAGCAGAAGGAAAGGCAAAAAUAUGACGACUGUGCCGUCUGCAUCCGCAGAAUCGUCCACAGGACGCCCAGAGGCGAUAUGGCCGGACGCACCGAGCUAGUCAUCCAAUCCAAACCUCUCUGUGCCGCCUUCAGAGAAAUUGUUGGCAACACGUACGACAGCAUCGACAUCAAUAGUACGCCAAUCAAGAUCCCGGCACCUUUUUACGAGCUCUUCUUCAAGAGAGACAUCAUUCGGACGUACGGGAGCGACUCAGGACCCUACGAAAAUCUUCGGGAUGAGUUCAAACACCUGGAUGAUUUCAUAAGCAACGACAAGUUGACAGUCAGAAAUCACCAAGAAUACGAGUCUUUGAUUGGCCAAAACAUGAUCAGCUGCGAAACCUUGUGGACGCUGUUUCCACCCAACGAACUUCUGAUACGGAACGACGGCGAAGCACCCGAAUGUUGGAUCUGCCGAGAUAUCGCCCAGGAUGGUUUGUAUUGGUCCAUCAGCGGAGUGCGGCUCGCCUUUGACGGGCGGAAGAUCGGCCUUACGAAGGAGCGAUACCCCAUUUCGUUCCAAGGUAGAGUCAACGGAACUAUGUACAUCUCGGACCUACCUCUAUUGCCGGUGCGCUACUUUCGUGGCUGGAACAACAUGAGGAAAAGGCUUGAGAAGAGAGGAGAAAAGUUCAAAGGUAUUAUGAGAAAAGACUUGGAUGGCCAUACCUACCGUCAUUAUCAAGGACCUCUGUGGGGAAUAUACGGUGUGUCAUCUGCCCCAACGUCAAAGAUAAACCAGCGGGUUGUAGUAGACUACAAGGGGUACCUUGACUACCAUGUCCACGAAGUAGUGAGGCUUGAGGAUCAAGGCCCAAUCAGGAGGUCUAAGAGUAAAACAGUUGAUUCGGACUCAGACUCCGAAGAUGACGACACCGGGGAUCCUUCCGACACUGCGUCUCCGGAGGAAGGCGAUGAAAACUCAGAUGAGGAUGUCUUCACGCAACUUUUGAAUAGGGUUUCCGAGAGGUAUGACAUGCGGGGUGGAAAAGAGGAGGACCUGCUGUUACUCUGUCCAGCCCGCAUCCCUGCGUACGCUCUCAAAGCCAAGGAAUGGGGCUGGGUGCUCCUCGAUGAACUUCAAGAAGUCUGUUCCAGCUCCGAUGCCUUUGACUCUCUGCAGGUCGACGCGGACACCAAAUCUCUCAUCAAAUCCUUAGUUCAUGGUCAUAGCGUCCAGACCGACGACUUUGAUGACGUUAUUCCUGGCAAGGGAAAGGGGCUGGUGCUGCUUUUAGGAGGGAAUCCUGGCAUUGGCAAGACUCUAACUGCAGAGAGUAUUUCUGAGCUCCACGGACGUCCGCUCUACAACGUCUCGGCAGGGGAGCUCAGUGUGAAUGUGACAAACGUUGAAAAAGGAUUACAGAAGAUAUUCCACCUGGGCAAGAGGUGGAAUGCCAUCAUCCUCUUAGAUGAGGCUGAUGUGGUCAUGUCAAAGCGAAGUAAUACUGAUUUGGAGAGAAAUGCCAUCGUUGCUGUAUGGCUAAGGAUGCUUGACUACUUCGAAGGUGUGCUCUUCCUCACGUCGAAUUUAACGGAAAACCUCGACACAGCGUUCCUCAGCCGUAUCCAUCUCAGAAUCGACCUUCCGGACCUAACCAAUGAGGAUCGCUCCGCGAUUUGGAAGAACAUCUUGAAAUUCAACACCAAAACAACGCAAGAAUCUUCAUGGACACCCGAGAUGCUCGCAGCUCUUGGAAAACUCAACGUCAAUGGGAGGGAGAUUAAAAAUCUUCUUGUGACAGCAAAUCGCCAUGCUUGUUCGUUUGGCGAGUCGUUGUCUCUAAAAUACCUAUACGACGUAGUCAAAGUGGAGCUGUCGCGUCUCGAAAACAUUCGCGAGGUUUUAAGUGAGCUGGAGCGCCUUUUACCCACGAACGAAACGACUUAG